CAUUCCAGUGCAGCCUCGAAAUCAUUUCAAACGUUUAGCGUUAAGUGAUUAUAUUAAAACUUGUAAGUUAAGUUCUUUUUCACCUACGCCGUAGAUCAUACGUUUUAAUGUGACACUGCGAUUACAGAUUUUUUCGCGAGUGAUGUCCAAUAAAAUUCCUCCUUAUCCCUCAUCCAUUUAUCCACACUUAUCCCGCCCUACCGCUGAGUCAUCAUCAUUCAGCACGUCGGAACACGAUGCGCGCCAGACUGAUCAACGCCGUCAAGAACUGCGACGAACGGAAGCUGGAGCGUCUGAUACAGUGCGGCGCUGAUCCCAGCAGUCUGUCCAGCGACGGGGACACGGCAUUGCACGAAGCGGCCAAACAUGACCACGCCAAUCACCUCGUGGAAUUACUGCUGCGCCGCGGCGCUAAUCCCAACCAGCCCACGACCUCAUCGCGGCAUUUCACACCGGUGCAUUACGCGUGUAUCUACGAUCAGCCCAACAAUCUGCGCAUCCUGCUGAGUUAUGGCGGUGAUUUGUACCGUAGAUCCACGGAUAAUCUGACCGCGAUGGACUAUGCGCAGUUCAAGCGGCCGCAUGUUAUGGCGUUUCUUCGCGAGCAUCUGAGUCGCCUGCAUCGCGGGGCGAAUGUGGAGCGCUCGUUAGAUACCACUCAGUACCGCUCGUGUGUGGAAUCACCGGAACGCAAUGUUCGCGAAACACAGCUUCGUCGAAGCCGCAGUGAACACCGAUCCCGAAGCGCCAAUCGGUCAGCAUUACGAUCUCGCCAGCGCUGCUUCAGUCGGUCAGUGCUGGACAGUUCAACGGACAGUAGCGAAGGCAGAACUGCCGGUUUUCGACCGCAGGCUCAUCCGUCAUACCUUAAAGAAAAAGAAAAAAAAUUUACUUCCGCUGAAGAUGUUUGCGCAGACACGAAAAAUCUCCCAACGGGCGCCGGUGUUUUGCCGCUUUCGCGUUCCUCGCGAUCAACAGGUUAUGAAAAAUUCCCAGAAGUAUACAGCGUGGGACCCACGAAACCUGCUCGACGAUCCGUGCCGGAGGCUGCACUGAAAACACCACCGUGUCCGGAUGUCACGCUGAGUGAAAUGGCUGAGCUAGGCCGAAUGACCGACAGCGAGCUGCGACAGGAACUGAAGAAGUACGGUUACGACGCCGGGCGGAUGUGGGAUUCGGCCGCUCGUAUGGCAUGUAUCAAAGAUUUAGCGGGUUUCAGGCGCAAAGCGUAUGUGACCGCCAGUGUCGACGAUUUUGGUCAGGAGAUGCUCUCGGUCAUCCGUGAGACAUACUCCCGGAAUUUAUUAUGGGAACUGGAGGAUGCGUUUCUGGCUGCGUUUCCCCGGCAGAGCGAUGUGUGUCAGUACGGGAAUUAUUUAUUACUCGAUCCGCAGAUUACCCGUAAUCUGCCGUAUCAAUUCGCCGAGACUAAACGACCGAAUCUGGAAAUGUUCUUCCGGGUAUUUCUACGUGGGAUUUUUUAUAUUGGAAGCAUGAAGACGUCCCAGCGGCCCCAUGAGCAUUUGCGCUGGGCUAAACUGCAGAUUGAACGGAAUGGAUCCAAAUUGGGCGUGCAGAAACUGUGCCGUAUCCGGUCAAUUUGGAAUAAUCACUAUGGUGUGGUGUUGCUCAACUGUUUCCCGUUCGUUCCCGAGAAAGAAGCCUUUACGCGUGAAACGCUGAUGGUCGAAGCUGUUGGCUUGGAGAAGGUGACCAACGAACACUGGGGCACGCUGCAUGGAUCCGUUAAGAGUUGGCCGGAGAGCGACAGGCUGUUGUUAGGGAGUUAUUUUCUCAAGAAGGCUUUUUAUAUCCUCCUGGAAAAAGGUGAACGGCAAAUUUUUCGUGAAGAAAUCUGAGAAGUAUCGUUUCGGUGCAGCGGAAGUGCUUUUCUAGUUUUGUUUUCUAGUGCACAAGUAAUUUCUACAGUUUGUUAGUUUAUCUUCCUGACACGUUUCGUAUUAAGGUUCAACUACAGUAUUUCGUGCGUUGAAUUGCUGUAAUAUUUAUUUCGUCAGGAGUGUGAAACAGCAGUUUGUCAGAUUUUCCUGUUUUGAGUUGUAUUUUGUUUUUUUUUUGCGUCGCGAAAUUUUGUGAAUGCGUGGCUGAGCAUGCCAUUUUUACUUUCUUA
This is a messenger RNA of Paramacrobiotus metropolitanus, 2131 nucleotides long. RefSeq names its product ankyrin repeat and LEM domain-containing protein 1-like. NCBI's taxonomy places the organism in Eukaryota, Metazoa, Tardigrada, Eutardigrada, Parachela, Macrobiotidae. The transcript is spliced from 2 exons. The coding region runs from base 237 to 1859 and encodes 540 amino acids. Gene Ontology annotation, molecular function: protein binding; endonuclease activity. The record is from RefSeq and is a predicted model, not a curated record.